Molecule: messenger RNA, 1557 nt
Organism: Andrographis paniculata
Lineage: Eukaryota; Viridiplantae; Streptophyta; Magnoliopsida; Lamiales; Acanthaceae
Product: cytochrome P450 714C2-like
Exons: 5
Coding region: 1-1557 (518 amino acids)
Molecular function (GO): oxidoreductase activity, acting on paired donors, with incorporation or reduction of molecular oxygen; heme binding; monooxygenase activity
Source: RefSeq, a predicted model, not a curated record
AUGGAUCAGUACCUAUGGGCAAUGCUUUGUUCCAUGUUUCUUGUCCUGCUCGGAUUCUUCUCUCUUCGACUCUACGAUGAUUUUGUCGCUAUGCCACAAAAACUACGUAGAAUCUUGCUUCGACAAGGGAUCAAUGGCCCUCCUCCAAAACUCAUACUUGGGAACAUUCUGGAAAUCAAGAAAUCCCGGGAUGCCAUGGACAAGGCUGCGAUUAAACAGCCACAUCCUCCGGUCAUACACAAUGCGGCGUCUGUAUUUUCCUUUCUUGAGCAAUGGAGAAAGCAAUAUGGUCCAUUGUACCUGUUUUCUCUUGGAAAGAUGCAGAUACUGUAUGUGUCGAAACCUGAUUUAGUGAAGGCUAUAACAACAUGCACGUCGCCUGACUUGGGGAGGCCGUAUCAUCAGCAGGAGGAGUUUGGCCCGUUGCUUGGGCAGGGGAUCUUGACAUCGAAUGGCUCGAUUUGGGCGCGCCAGAGGAAGAUCAUAGCUCCUGAAUUAUUCAUGGACAAAGUCAAGGGAAUGAUGGAUAUAAUCACUGAGUCAGCUCUAACUCUGGUGAAUUCAUGGAAACAUGAAAUCGACAACGGAGCCCUGGAAAUCACUGUCGAUGAUUACAUGAAGAGAUUCUCCGGGGACACGAUUUCCAGGGCCUGUUUUGGCAGCAGCCAUUCCAAAGGGCAAGAGAUUUUCGCGAAAUUUGGGCAUCUCCAGGAGCUCAUAUCCAGCAGGAUUGCAUCACUCGGCGUUCCUGGAUUAAGAUAUCUCCCGACGAGGAACAACCUGAGGAUUAGGGCAUUGGAGAAGGAAAUCCAGGGACUGAUCCUGAAAGUGGUGAAGGAAAGGCAACUAGCUGGAUCCGAGAAGGACUUGCUCCAGAUUCUUCUAGAAAGUGCAGAGAGCAGCCAUUGCCAUUCUCCAUCGGAUUCAGAUUCAAUCCACCAGUUCAUCGUCGACAACUGCCGAAACAUCUAUCUAGCUGGAUUCGAGACGUCCGCUGUUGCAGCCUCCUGGUGUGUAAUGCUGCUGGCUUCCAAUCCUGAUUGGCAGACCCAAAUCAGAGACGAGAUUAAUGAAGUCUGCCAUGGCCGCCCCAUCCCCGACAUGAACAUGCUUCGCAAGAUGAAACAGCUGAAUAUGGUGAUUCAAGAGACCAUGCGUCUGUACCCGUCGACGCCGACGCUAUCGAGGGAGGCGCUGGAAGACAUUACUAUCGGCGAUGUGGAGGUGCCGAAAGGCGUCCAUGUCUGGACCAUGGUGGCGGCGCUGCAUACAGACACAUCGAUUUGGGGCGCCGACGCGCUCGAAUUCAAGCCGGAGAGGUUCCAAAAUGGGAUUGCCGGAGCCUGCAACAACCCGAAUGCGUACAUGCCGUUCGGAUUUGGGCGGCGCGUGUGCGUCGGGCAGCACUUGGCCAUGGUUGAGCUGAAGCUGCUCAUGGCAUCCAUUGUAGGCAGCUUCUCCUUUACACUGUCUCCCAAUUAUGUUCAUUCGCCUGCCAUGAGAAUGAUCGUUGAGCCUAAGUAUGGAGUCAAGAUUAUGGUGCAGAAGCUGCAGUGA